Molecule: messenger RNA, 2052 nt
Organism: Venustampulla echinocandica
Lineage: Eukaryota; Fungi; Ascomycota; Leotiomycetes; Helotiales; Pleuroascaceae
Product: N-acetylglucosaminyl transferas-like protein component Gpi1
Exons: 6
Coding region: 1-2052 (683 amino acids)
Biological process (GO): GPI anchor biosynthetic process
Cellular component (GO): membrane; endoplasmic reticulum
Source: RefSeq, a predicted model, not a curated record
AUGCCCGAUCAUGAUGGGCUUAUGAGGAUAUUUUGGCCCUUGGAUCUAUCCAGAACCGACGCCCCAGGAAUAAUAGUUGGCUGGAGAAAUUCGGGGCUCGAUGUGUUUGUAGUGGCAGUAUUAGAGGAUGUCGAUGCGCGCAGUGUGGAAAAUGCUCUCAAGGUUGGGACGUUGUUUCGAAAUUCCAGUCAUCCCAUGACGCGGAUAUUCGAGUUGUGCGGGCAGUCAUCAAUGCAUGUUCUGGGUCUUGCAAACGCCCCACAAGCCGAGGUCGAAUUGCUUCAAAUCCAAGCCUCCACUGGGCCACAUCUCAGAAAGCCACAGAUCUCUUGCGCUAGAGCCUCUACAAUACAAAUAAUUAUGUUCGAGCGCCCGCUGCCAGGUAGAAUGCAAUACAUAUCCCUUGAUCCUAUCUCUCUAGCAUUGGGGGAUAAGGCCGAGAUGGCGAUCCAUGCUCCAGGAAGUAUGGAUGCGGAAGAGGAGCGCGCCGAGCUGAAGAACAGGCAACGGACCAAGCAGCUAGUUCGGAAGUUAAAACUCCAUACGGUGGCUAAACACCCUCCCUCCCAAAAGGAGCUGGCACUUCCAAGGAUUGUCAGCCAAGUCAACUGCUCCUGGGAGCUGCACAUGCUCCUACAGAAGAACAUAUCUCUCGUUGGCCGACGGUCACGGCGAAGCUUGAGCGUGUCGGAAAGGGUUGUGGAAUCUGCAACAAGCAUGCGAGAUUUCGUGGUGGUAGGCACCUGGCAUUUGAUUACUCUCUACAUAUAUCCAAUUAUACGGAGGGGGUUUAUCAUCAUGCUUCUCUGUCAUCGAGUUGUCGCCGAAGCACUCCUUCUUGUCCUUGAAUGGAGAGCAAAGCCGGAAUACGCCGCGUUGAAAGACAUAUCGGCCACAGCUCAACAAGUGGAGAUCCGCCUCCAACAGUUUUGUUAUUGGCCGAUGCAAUAUAUCACCCUAAGAAAACGCAAAAACGACUGGGAAAGCGUGACUACAAGCCAUCCAGAUUAUAUUAGAUUCUACAAUAGCCUCUGGUUGGUUGCGAAUGAUGUUAUUAUUGGCAUCGCCCUGGGGUCCUACAUCAUCGAUAAUUCUGCCUGGGUGGCCGAAUCCAUCAGCAAUAUCCUUAGCCGUUACUCGAUUGCGGCUUUGCAGAGGACCAUUUCUUGGUUGAUGGACUGGCCUGCUGGGUUAAAGCUUAACAAUGAGCUUGCGGCCUUCCUUGGUGACCUAUUCUUAUGGGUAAUAGACUAUUGGGCUAGUUGCAUUGAAGCUCUUCGGCCUGUCCUCCCACAUCUCAUCUGGUUCAUCGGAUUUUCCAGCUUUGCCGGCGCCAGUAUGCCAAUCGCCCUCUUCUCAGAUCUACUUUCGAUUGUCACACUACAUAUCCACUCUUUCUACAUGGCAUCCGCCCGAAUCUUCAACUGGCAAUACACUAUCCUGCUCUCCCUUUUCCAACUCUUCCGUGGAAAAAAGCAUAAUGUCUUGAGAAAGCGAAUCGAUUCAUGCGACUAUGAUUUGGACCAGCUACUCCUAGGAACCAUCUUAUUUACUCUCCUGUUUUUCCUCCUACCGACGGUGAUCGUAUUUUACCUCACAUUUGCAUGUUCACGAAUGGCAAUUAUAUCCCUCAAGGCAGUUCUAGAUACGCUGUUAGCAUGCCUAAAUCACUUCCCGCUUUUUGCUCUCAUGCUACGAAUUAAAGAUUCCCGAAGACUCCCAGGUGGCAUUCGUUUUGAACUUAAAGAUACCCAACCGCUUGCAUCCUCUUCUCCAGACUCACCUAACCCCCCUCCAACCUCAUACAUCUACCUCAAGUCCGUCCCACUCACUUUCCGCGACAUGUUCCACCAAUACUUCCAACUUAGUCAACGCAUCCGCAAACACUAUCUAUCCCCCCGCGUACUCCUCUGCCUCGCAACUGGCAAGUUUGUGCCGCCUAUCCACCGCAAAAAUCUCUACAGCUUGCAGUAUAGCAUGCUUCCUGCACGCCGUGCUGAUAUUGGGAGUAUGUGGAAUGCGUUGACAGCGAGCACAACAACGAGCGCUUAA